CAAGACUUUUUUUCUAGUCCUUUACUGGUGCACCCAUUCUGUCCUCGCUUCAUUGACCAACAUAUAACAAUAUGACUACUGUUGAUGCCCCUGUUGUUGCCCCUGUUGCUGCUGCUAACCCUCCCACUGCUUCUGUUGGUGAGAAGGACUUGUAUGUCAAGGUGUUUGUUGGAAACCUGCCCUAUCGUAUCAAUACCACUGCCCUCAAAGACUUUUUUGCUGAUGCUGGCACUGUUGUUGAUACCCAGCUGAUUCGCAAACAAGGCCGUUCGAUGGGAUUCGGGUUUGUGUCGUUCAAGACAACAGCCGAGGCUACAACUGCUGUUGAUCUGUUCCAUCAAAAGGAGUUUGAUGGUCGUGCCAUCAACGUUGAGAUUGCUCAAUCCAAACCUCAUGUUCCUGCUGCUGAAGGUGGAAUCGAGACAUCUCGUCCUCGCGUUCGUAAACCCAAGUCGGGUGAAGAGGCUGUCAAGACUGAAGAUGGACAUGCCAAGACUGCUAUCGCUCCAGCUGCGGGUUCAGGAUUGGUUGAUGGGGAUGCUAUCAAACCCAAGCGUAUUCGCAAACCCAAGUCUGCCAAAGCAUCUGGCCAUGAUGAAAGAAAACCUGUUGUAGAGGGUGAACAUGCAAAGUCUGCAGAUGAAGAGUCUAAACCAGCAGCAUCAGCCAAACGUGCUCCUCGUCCUCCACGUCCUCCUCGUAUACGUGAAGGAGAGCCUAGCAAAACUACCAUCUUUAUUGGCAACCUUCCAUUCAAGGUAUCGUCCGAUGAUAUUCUGGUUAUUUUCAAAGACUACAAGGUCAAGAGUGCGCAUGUUGUGAUGACCAAGUUUGGACGUAGCAAGGGAUAUGGGUUUAUGGAGAUGGAGUCGGCAUCAGAGCAAGAACGAGUAUUGGCUGAUGUGAGUGAUGUCAAGGUUGAGGAUCGUACUCUAAUUGUUCGUGCAGCCUAUUCUGUUCCAGCAGCUCCAGAAGGCGACAAUGAAGCAGUGCCAGUUCAUGCAGAUGAUGCUUAAGAUGACUAAAGUAAAUCUAUAUAUAAAAUAGGGUUUUGAAUUGUG
Molecule: messenger RNA, 1061 nt
Organism: Batrachochytrium dendrobatidis JAM81
Lineage: Eukaryota; Fungi; Chytridiomycota; Chytridiomycetes; Rhizophydiales
Exons: 2
Coding region: 72-1016 (314 amino acids)
Cellular component (GO): nucleus
Molecular function (GO): mRNA binding
Source: RefSeq, a predicted model, not a curated record